Molecule: messenger RNA, 783 nt
Organism: Pseudovirgaria hyperparasitica
Lineage: Eukaryota; Fungi; Ascomycota; Dothideomycetes; Acrospermales; Acrospermaceae
Product: ribosomal protein L24
Exons: 3
Coding region: 44-442 (132 amino acids)
Biological process (GO): ribosomal large subunit biogenesis; cytoplasmic translation
Cellular component (GO): cytosolic large ribosomal subunit
Molecular function (GO): RNA binding; structural constituent of ribosome
Source: RefSeq, a predicted model, not a curated record
ACCUCCCCGCCCGACUCAACUAACCACAGCCUCAUCCUCCGUCAUGACGAAAAUCAAUACCGCUGUGCACUCCUCGCGGAGAAAGGCGCGCAAGGCGCACUUCGGUGCUCCCUCCAGUGUCCGCCGCACAAUUAUGAGCGCACCAUUGAGCAAGGAACUGAGGGAGAAGUACAAUGUCCGCUCAAUUCCUAUCCGCAAGGACGACGAGAUUGUUAUCACCCGAGGAACCAACAAGGGUCGCGAAGGCAAAGUCACCUCCGUUUACCGUCUGAAGUGGGUUAUUCACGUCGAGAGAGUCUCCCGCGAAAAGUCAAACGGCCAAUCAGUACCCCUCGGCAUUGCCCCGUCAAAGGUUCAGAUAACUAAGUUGAAGCUGGACAAGGACCGCGAGAGUAUUCUUGAGCGUAAGGGUGCUGGUAGUCAACAAAAGAAGGAGGCAUGAGUGGCCCAGAGCGGUCAGGGUUGACGAUAUUUCAUGGCCUCUUUGUCCUGUUUCACCGGCGUGGGAUUGUAUUCGGUCUCUGUCAAGAGCAUUGCGCUACAAAUUCGGCAUGGGACAAUAUGAGGACAAUGUGCAGUGUGCUAGCGGAUUAUCGAUGGUCAUACAUGCGGACCUAGCAAAAAAUCGAAAUAGUAUCUGCUCACGGCGGUGACACACUCUAGGCUCAUGUGGUGCCCUUGGUGUGACGUGGAAGUGAGCAUGGUUUUGGUGACGACAUGUGAAUCUUUGUGAUAUCACCACUAACUCUGUUUCCUUUGUCCUAGAAACAUACAAUAUCCGCU